This is a messenger RNA of Xiphophorus hellerii (green swordtail), 2052 nucleotides long. It is a transcript of the gene egln1a, whose product is annotated as egl-9 family hypoxia-inducible factor 1a. Gene Ontology annotation, biological process: cellular response to hypoxia; peptidyl-proline hydroxylation to 4-hydroxy-L-proline. The record is from RefSeq and is a predicted model, not a curated record. Gene Ontology annotation, cellular component: nucleus; cytoplasm. The transcript has 5 exons. Gene Ontology annotation, molecular function: peptidyl-proline 4-dioxygenase activity; ferrous iron binding; L-ascorbic acid binding. NCBI's taxonomy places the organism in Eukaryota, Metazoa, Chordata, Actinopteri, Cyprinodontiformes, Poeciliidae. The coding region runs from base 318 to 1385 and encodes 355 amino acids.
ACUAACAGUACAAACGUAGCUGCGACACGCAGCACAGCGAAAUCAACAGCUAGCCUGUUGAAAUGCCUCCCGGAGACCUCGACCCACCCCUCAGUACUCGUCCGUGGGAGCACAUUGUUGUUUUACUUCACUGGUAGGACCGCGUGGAGACGGAAUGUGUCCGGUAAAAUGCCGACUUUUUGAGUUUUAUUCCCCCGUUUCGCUCGGCGUAGCGAGGCAGAAGCAGCGGGUCUUUUUCCAAAGUUGACGGUUAGCAGCAGGGCGCGUGUGAAGGAUCGGACUUAAAGGAGCAGUACACCCCGCUGCAGCCUCCCAACAUGGAGAAGCAGCAGAGCGAUCUGGACCGCGACAGACAGGUCUGUGAACUUUGUGGGAGAAUGGAGAACCUUUUAAAGUGCGGUCGGUGCCGGAGUUCCUUCUACUGCAGCAAAGAGCACCAGAAGCAGGACUGGAAGAAACACAAGCUGAUUUGUAAGGAGGCUGACAAGCCGAAACAGAAGCCUGGAGACGGUCCGUCGGCGGGGGACAGCAGGAAACAACGAGAAAAGAAAAGCACGGAGCAGGGGGAUUCUGCAACCGUACCCCCAUCUCCAAACACAGAAGCACCUGCUGACGGGGAUGGACCGGGAGAACUGGGGUCCAACACCCCCACCACGCCUAACGGCCAGACCAGCCUCUCCCCUCAGAAACUGGCAACGGAGUGCAUCGUCCCCUGCAUGAAUAAGCACGGCAUCUGCGUGGUGGACAACUUCCUAGGAGCAGAGACCGGACUUUGCAUUUUGGAGAACGUCAAGUCUCUGUACAAGACGGGCAGGUUCACAGACGGCCAGCUGGUGAGCCAAAAGAGCGACUCCACUAAAGACAUCAGAGGGGACAAAAUCACGUGGAUAGACGGGACAGAGUCUCACUGCGAGAAGAUCAGCUUCCUAAUGAGUCGGAUGGACGACUUAAUCAGACACUGUAAUGGCAAACUGGGGAACUACACUAUAAACGGAAGGACAAAAGCAAUGGUGGCCUGUUACCCUGGGAACGGAACAGGUUAUGUGCGCCAUGUGGAUAACCCCAACGGCGAUGGACGCUGUGUCACAUGCAUAUAUUACCUUAAUAGAGAUUGGAAUGCCAAGGAACACGGCGGCCUGCUGCGAAUCUUCCCUGAAGGAAAGGCCCAGUUUGCUGAUAUAGAGCCAAAAUUUGACCGGCUGCUCCUCUUCUGGUCAGACAGACGAAACCCCCACGAGGUCCAGCCCGCUUUCUCUACAAGGUAUGCCAUAACGGUCUGGUAUUUCGAUGCAGACGAGCGAGCCAGAGCUAAAGAAAAGUACUUAACAGGUGCAGGAGAAAAGGGAGUAAAAGUUGAACUCAACAAAUCAUCGGAUUCCAGCUAGUAGGACGACUGCAAACAUCCACUAAGUGCUCUAUCCUAAGAAAGUGGCCUACAGAGAUCAUGUGUGCAACUGAAAAAUCUUAAUCUACAUUAAGAAAAACAAAAUAGGAGUACAGAAAUCAAAUAUACUUUACACUUAAUCUGGACAGUGAAUGUCAUAACAUUGUACUGAAAGGGAUUGUAUGCUUUUUUUUUCUCCUCUUAUUAACAGAGUAUGCAUCUACAGUGCAGCUGAGCUGACUAAAAUCAACAAAAAAAAGCUUUAGAUCCUCAUAAUUUGUUGAUUUCUUAAAGGUACAGUGUUUUACUUUUCGUGUUAUUUUCCUCGCAUCAAAUGGUUUCAUAGGAAAGCUUCAUCAUCCAUGUCAGUUUCCAGUAAGUUCAGGAAUUAUGGACAUAAAAAAAACAACUAAUUUCUGCCAGAACUGCUUUGUUUUUAAAUCUGCAGUGUCAGGUUUUAAUGGCCUUGUUUUUCUCACUCAGUAACAUGAACUGUUUGGAGCUGCAGAAACUUACAUAAACAUCAUGACUGAGUGGGAUGCAGUGAGACCUGCUGUGAUCUGCUCAGUGCAAAGUAGAGUGCGCCCUCUGCAGGACACUUGUGUACAGCACCUUUAUGCUUGUGCCAAUUUUUUGUUGGUUUUUUUUUUUUUUUUUGGAUCUGUGGA